Messenger RNA from Geosmithia morbida, 1617 nucleotides. Its product is annotated as phosphoacetylglucosamine mutase. Gene Ontology annotation, molecular function: magnesium ion binding; phosphoacetylglucosamine mutase activity. The coding region runs from base 1 to 1617 and encodes 538 amino acids. The transcript is spliced from 2 exons. The record is from RefSeq and is a predicted model, not a curated record. Lineage: Eukaryota; Fungi; Ascomycota; Sordariomycetes; Hypocreales; Bionectriaceae. Gene Ontology annotation, biological process: UDP-N-acetylglucosamine biosynthetic process; carbohydrate metabolic process.
AUGGACGACAAGAUACUUGCCGCUUCGGCUAAACACCCUAUUGUUGCCGACCUUGUCUACAAGUAUGGUACUGCCGGCUUCCGCAUGAAGGCUGAUCUUCUCGAUGGUGUCUCGUUUCGCGUAGGUCUUCUCGCCGCUCUGCGCAGCCGCCGCCUCAAUGGUCAGGCUAUUGGUGUCAUGAUCACCGCCAGCCACAACCCUGCCCCCGACAAUGGCGUUAAGAUCGUCGACCCCAUGGGCGAGAUGCUUGAGCAAGACUGGGAGGCCCAUGCCACGCGCCUUGUCAACUGCACCUCGGAUCAGGACCUGCUCGACACCUACAAGACCCUCGCCACCCAGCUCAAAGUCGACCUCUCGGCCCCCGCCCGCAUCAUUUGUGGCCGCGAUACUAGACCUUCUGGCCACGGCCUUGCCGCUGCCCUCGCUGACGCUUGCGAGGCCACCGACUCCGAGUACACUGACUUCAAGAGGGUCACCACCCCGCAACUCCAUUACCUGACGCGCUGCAUCAACACCGAGGGCACCCCCAAAUCCUACGGCAAGGUCAGCAAGGCAGGCUAUAAUGAGAAGCUGUCCGGGGCCUUUGUUCGUGCUCUCCGCGGCCGCAAGAUAAAGGGCCAGCUGACCGUCGACUGUGCCAACGGCGUCGGUGGCCCUGAGCUGUCGGAGUUCCUCAAGUUUGUUCCUAAGGAUGUCACCGGCUUUGACGUCCGCGUCGUCAACGAUGAUGUCCUGAGGCCCGAAGUCCUCAACCUCGACUGUGGUGCCGAUUUUGUCAAGACCAAACAGCGUGCCCCGCCGAGCCCCCAGCCUGUUCCCGGGGUCCGUGGCUGCUCCUUGGACGGCGAUGCCGACCGUCUGAUCUACUACUGGCUGGACCCCGACACGGGCUUCUUUAUGCUCGACGGCGACCGAAUCUCUUCCCUCAACGCCUCCUUUAUCGGCGACCUUGUCCGCUCUGCUGGACUCGAGGACGAACUCCGCAUCGGUGUUGUCCAGACGGCCUACGCCAACGGUGCCAGCACCACCUACAUUCAGAAACACCUGCAGUUGCCCGUUGUCUGCACCCCAACCGGCGUCAAGCAUCUGCACCAUGCCGCUUGCCAGUUUGAUAUCGGUGUUUACUUCGAGGCUAAUGGCCAUGGUACUGUCGUCUUCUCUCAGGAUGCCACACGCCUCUUCCGUGAGAAGGAGCCCCAGUCUCCCGCUCAGAAGGACGCUCUCGAGACCCUCAGUGCCGUCUCCGACCUCAUCAACCAAACCGUUGGCGACGCCAUCUCCGACAUGCUCAUGAUCGAGGUCAUUCUUGCUCACAAGGGAUGGUCCCUUAAGGACUGGGCCAUGACCUACACCGACCUGCCCAACCGCCUUGUCCGCGUCGAGGUCGGUAACAAGGACCUCUUCCAGACCACCGACGCCGAGCGCCGUCUCAGCCACCCUCCCGGCCUGCAGAAUGAGAUCGACGAGUGUGUCAAGAAGUACAGCAACGCACGUUCGUUCGCCCGCGCUUCCGGAACCGAGAAUGCCUGCCGCGUGUACGCCGAAGCUGCAACGCGAUCCGAAGCCGAUGAGCUGGCCAACAAAGUUGCUCAGCUCAUUAAACAGUUCGGAGCCUAG